CUCGCAGACAACUGUUGCUCGUAUAAAAGGAGAGUCAUGCGGCAGUAAUGGAGCUAAAGUCGGAGCUUUUAAAGUCCAUCUGGUAUGCCUUCACCGCUCUGGAUGUGGAGAAGAGUGGGAAAGUAUCCAAAUCACAACUAAAGGUCCUUUCACACAACUUGUGUACAGUUCUGUGCAUCCCACAUGACCCGGUGGCCUUGGAGGAGCAUUUCAGAGAUGAUGAUGAUGGUCCUGUGUCAAGUCAGGGCUACAUGCCUUACCUGAACAAGUACAUCCUUGACAAGGUGGAGGAGGGUACUUUUGUGAAAGAGAAUUUUGAUGAACUCUGUUGGACUCUGACAGCUAAAAAAAAUUACCAUCCAGAAAAGAAUGGCAAAAGCAUCAUUCCCUGGCAAGAUGCUUUCCGCCUCUGGUGUCUCUUCAAUUUCCUUUCCGAAGACAAAUACCCUUUGGUUAUCGUCCCAGAUGAGAUGGAGUACUUGUUAAAGAAGAUAUGCACAUCCAUGAGUGUGGAGCUUAACACUGGAGAACUGGACGACUACUUUGCUCAGGAGUCCUCCCCGCAGAAUGGCCUCACAGUCUGGCAGUUUCUAGAGCUUAUGAACUCUGGAAGAUUAACGCGAGGCAUUGACAGAGACACACUCAGCAUGGCAAUUGAAGAAGUAUACCAGGAGAUGGUUCAGGACAUGCUUAAGCAGGGAUAUUUAUGGAAAAAAGGUCAGCUGAGGAGGAACUGGACAGAACGAUGGUUCACUCUAAGACCAAGUCUGUUGGCUUAUUACGUCAGUGAAGAUCGCAAAGAGAAGAAGGGCUGCAUCCUUUUAGACAAAAACUGCUGUGUAGAGGUGCUUCCAGAUAAAGAUGGGAAGAGGUGCAUGUUUUGUGUGAAGACGCCAAACAAGACGUACGAAAUGAGUGCUUCUGAUACUAAGCAGAGACAAGAGUGGACCUCAGCCAUCCAGACGGCCAUUCGUUUACAAGCAGAGGGAAAGAAGUCACUCCAUAGAGACUUAAAACUGAAGCGCAGAGAGCAACGUGAGCAGCGUGAAAGGCGCAAAGCAGCCAAAGAAGAUGAGCUGCAGAGGCUCAAGGCCCUACAAGAAGAAAAGGAAAGGAAGCUACAGGAGCUGGAGUUGCUGAAGGAGGCUCAACGGCAGGCCGAGGCUCUUCUUCAGCAAGAUGAGCAGCGAAGGCGCGCACAACAUGAUGAGAUGCAGAGGGCUCUUGAAAUUCAACUGCGUGAAGCUGAGCAGGCAAGAGCAACCAUGCAGGUGGAGAUGGCUCUAAAGGAGGCAGAAGCAGAUCGCCAGAGGAAGAGAAUUCAGGAGUUGGAAGACAUGCAGCAACGACUGGAAGAUGCUCUGAAUCAAGAAAGAAAGGCAAGACAGGAUGAGGAAACAUUCAGAUAUGAUCAAGCAAGGCUUCUAGCUGAGGAGGAGGAUAAGCUGAAGCAGUUAAUGCUGAUGAAGGAGGAACAGGAGGAAUAUAUCUUAAAAACUCAGCGUGAGAAGCAAGAGUUGAAACAGGAGAUGGAAACCAAAACCAAAGCUCUGGAGGAAGCUCAGCGGCAGCUAGAGGAAGUGAGAGUGAACAGACAGAGAGUCGACAUGGAUGUCAUGGCUGCCCAGAGGAAACUCCGCCAAGCCAGUACCAACGUCAAACACUGGAAUGUGCAAAUGAACAGACUAAUGCAUCCCAUAGGCCCAGGAGACAAGAAGUCCCCAAGUAUUGGAAGUUUCCGUGUCCCCAUGCAGAAAGACCCUGGGCUGAAGCUACGUCAGAAAUCCCAGGAAAAUGAGAGUGAGAGCAAAGAAAACAUAGUGCGUGAGGUGGCUCGGCGCUUCUCCCAAGCAUCAGAGGAGGUAAUGGACACAAACUAAGACAAAGAAAUAAACAUCCAGGACCCUUGACUCGACACCGUAAAACUUCUCAUGAGAUCCCUCUGGACUGGCCUUUCAUCUGGCCGCAGGACUGCACCCUCCAUAGAGCCCCCACUGAGCAUUUUGAAAUCAACAUGAAGAACAUACUUGAGAUCUCUUUUUACUCUCGGGGCUCACUUUACCAGAUAUUGUGCUGUACAUGUUUAUUCAUCUGAAGCAGGGGUUCUCCACCAGAAGCCCAAUUCUCCAAUACAUUUAUGUACAGAUGUUUUUCUAGAGGAGACUUUUACUAUUCCCACCAUUUUAUGUGGACAGGUAUCAGCACAGCAAGAAAAGAAGCAAACGUCAGUGAUGUGCCAAUACACAAAUCAUAUAAGCCUCUGUCACAAUGUUUAAAUUUCCAUUAUGUUCUUAUAAAAAAAACAACAGACGCUA
Molecule: messenger RNA, 2315 nt
Organism: Polypterus senegalus (gray bichir)
Lineage: Eukaryota; Metazoa; Chordata; Cladistia; Polypteriformes; Polypteridae
Product: differentially expressed in FDCP 6 homolog
Exons: 11
Coding region: 48-1880 (610 amino acids)
Cellular component (GO): nucleus; cytoplasm
Source: RefSeq, a predicted model, not a curated record